AUGAGGAGGCCCCCUGGGAAUGGAGAGACGGCCAGCGAGGGUAUAAGAGGCUGGGGCCUAUGGGGCCGACAUGAGCCCAGGAAGCUGGGCUGUGCUGGCCCCGACCGCUGUGGGCAGGCUUUGCUGCAGAUUGGCAUCAACAUGAUGGCGCUGCCUGGAGGCCGCCACCUGGACUCCAUCCCCCUGCCGGGUCAGCGGCUGCACCUGAUGCAGGUGGACUCGGUCCAGCGCUGGAUGGAGGACCUGAAGCUCAUGACGGAGUGUGAGUGCAUGUGUGUUCUGCAGGCGAAGCCCAUCAGCCUGGAGGAGGAUGCACAGGGCGACCUCAUCCUGGCAGGCGGUUCUGGCCCCGGAGACCCCCUGCAGCUGCUGCUCAAGCGGGGCUGGGUCAUCAGCACUGAGCUGCGUAGGAUCGGGCAGAAGCUGGCCCAGGACCGCUGGGCACGCGUCCAUAGCAUGAGCGUGCGACUGACCUGCCACGCCCGCUCCAUGGUCAGCGAGUACAGCGCUGUCAGCAGGAGCUCCUCGCAAGAGAUGGGCCAGAUUGAAAAGCUGCUAAUGGAGAAGUGCUCAGAGCUGUCAGCAGUCACAGAGAGGUGCCUCCAGGUUGAGAAUGAGCACAUCCUGAAGUCGAUGAAGGCUUGUGUGAGUGAGACCCUGAGCACGCUGGGCCAGCACUUUGGCCAGCUGCUGGAGCUGGCCCUGACCCGGGAGGUGCAGGCACUGGUGAGAAAAAUCGAUGCCUCGGACAAUAUCUACACCACAGAAUCCACAACAGGGAACCUGUUCAGCCUGACCCAGGAGGGGGCUCCCUUGUGCCGCAUCAUAGCCAAGGAGGGUGGGGUCGUGGCACUCUUCAAGGUCUGCCGGCAGGACAGUUUCCGGUGCUUGUACCCGCAGGCGCUCCGCACGCUGGCCUCCAUCUGCUGCGUGGAGGAGGGUGUCCACCAGCUGGAGAAGGUUGAUGGCGUUCUGUGCUUGGCCGACAUCCUGACUGACGACAGCCACUCGGAAGCCACGCGGGCUGAGGCUGCGGCUGUGGUCGCCCAAGUCACCUCCCCACACCUGCCCUUCACCCAGCACCUCAGCAGCUUCCUGGAGAGCAUGGAGGAGAUCGUGACAGCCCUCGUUAAACUGUGCCAAGAGGCCUCGUCUGGGGAAGUCUUCCUGCUGGCCUCUGCGGCCCUUGCCAACAUCACCUUCUUUGACACGAUGGCCUGUGAGAUGCUCCUGCAACUGAAGGCCAUCCGCGUCCUCCUGGAGGCCUGCAGCGACAAGCAGAGAGUAGACACGCCUUACACCCGGGACCAGAUUGUGACCAUCUUGGCAAACAUGUCUGUCCUAGAGCAGUGUGCCUCUGACAUCAUUCAGGAGAACGGGGUCCAGCUUAUCAUGGGCCUGCUGUCUGAGAAGCCAAGGUCUGGGACCCCCGCCGAGGUGGCGGCCUGCGAGCGAGUCCAGCAGAAGGCUGCAGUGACCCUGGCCCGUCUCAGCCGAGACCCAGAUGUGGCACGGGAGGCAGUGCGGCUGAGUUGUAUGUCCCGCCUCAUUGAACUCUGUCGCUCACCCUCCGAGAGGAACAGCAGUGACGCCGUGCUGGUGGCCUGCCUGGCUGCUCUGCGUAGAUUGGCCGGGGUCUGUCCUGAAGGCCUCCAGGACUCUGACUUCCAGCAGCUGGUCCAGCCCCGGCUUGUGGACUCUUUCUUACUCUGCAGCAACAUGGAGGAGAGUUUUGUGUAG
Eubalaena glacialis (North Atlantic right whale) is the source of this 1740-nucleotide messenger RNA. It is a transcript of the gene INSC, whose product is annotated as INSC spindle orientation adaptor protein. Gene Ontology annotation, cellular component: apical cortex. The coding region runs from base 1 to 1740 and encodes 579 amino acids. Gene Ontology annotation, biological process: apical protein localization; asymmetric cell division; establishment of mitotic spindle orientation. The record is from RefSeq and is a predicted model, not a curated record. The transcript has 13 exons. NCBI's taxonomy places the organism in Eukaryota, Metazoa, Chordata, Mammalia, Artiodactyla, Balaenidae. Gene Ontology annotation, molecular function: protein binding; cytoskeletal adaptor activity.